AUGCCCAGGGUGUUUUUGGACACUUCUCAGCAGUUGCUAAAGGAGGGGAGAGAGUCACAGAAGCUGGUACUUGUGGUGGUAUUUGUUGCUCUGCUUCUGGACAACAUGCUGCUUACUGUAGUGGUGCCCAUUAUACCCAACUUCCUGUAUGCCACAGAAUUCAAAGAAAUCAACACUCCUCUCUACCUUGGUUCCACCACAAUUUCUCAACAUGUCCUUACUUCUCCUAUAUUCUCCACCAUCUUCUCCUUCUUUGAUAACAACACCGUGGCUAUCGAAGAAAGUGCACCCAAUGGCACAGCAUGGACAGAUGACAAUACUGGCGCCAUCCCCCCUCCAGUCACUGGAGCCAUCCCAGCACAACAAAACAACUGCUUGCAAGGCACAGAGUUUCUGGAGAAAGAGAACAUACGGGUUGGGGUUCUGUUUGCUUCAAAGGCUAUGAUGCAACUUCUGGUCAACCCAUUUGUGGGGCCUCUCACCAACAGGAUUGGAUAUCACAUCCCCAUGUUUGCUGGCUUUGUUAUCCUGUUUCUCUCCACAGUUAUGUUUGCUUUUUCUGGUACCUAUACCCUACUGUUUGUGGCCCGAACCCUUCAAGGCAUUGGAUCUUCAUUUUCAUCUGUUGCAGGUCUUGGGAUGCUGGCAAGUGUCUAUACUGAUGACUAUGAGAGAGGGCGUGCCAUGGGAAUUGCCUUGGGGGGUCUGGCUUUGGGAGUGCUGGUGGGAGCUCCUUUUGGAAGUGUGAUGUAUUCGUUUGUUGGGCAGUCUUCACCUUUCCUCAUAUUGGCCUUCCUGGCACUACUGGAUGGAGCACUCCAGCUGUGUAUCCUACAGCCUUCCAAAUUCUCUCCUGAGAGUGCCAGGGGGACUCCUCUCCUUACACUUCUCAAAGACCCUUAUAUCCUGGUGGCUGCAGGCUCCCUCUGCUUUGCUAACAUGGGAGUGGCUAUGCUGGAGCCCACACUGCCCAUCUGGAUGAUGCAGACCAUGUGCUCACCUGAAUGGCAGUUAGGUCUUGCUUUCUUGCCUGCCAGUGUGUCCUACCUCAUUGGCACCAACCUCUUUGGUGUGUUGGCCAACAAGAUGGGUCGGUGGCUGUGCUCCCUGAUUGGGAUGAUUGUAGUAGGCACCAGCUUGCUUUGUGUUCCUCUGGCUCACAAUAUUUUUGGUCUCAUUGGCCCCAAUGCAGGGCUUGGCUUUUCCAUAGGCAUGGUUGAUUCCUCUAUGAUGCCCAUCAUGGGACACUUGGUGGACCUGCGUCAUACCUCGGUGUAUGGGAGUGUCUAUGCCAUAGCUGAUGUGGCUUUCUGUAUGGGCUUUGCCAUAGGCCCAUCCACUGGGGGUGCCAUUGUGCAUGCCAUUGGCUUCCCCUGGCUUAUGGUCAUUAUUGGGGUCAUCAACAUCAUCUAUGCUCCUCUCUGCUACUACCUGAGAAGCCCCCCAGCCAAGGAGGAAAAUCUUGCAAUUCUGAGCCAGGACUAUGCCAUGGAGACUUGGAUAUGUGCAACUCAGAAGCCCACAAGGGAAUUUCCUCUGGGGGAGGACAGCGAUGAGGAGGCUGGCAGUGAAGAGUAG
Lontra canadensis (Northern American river otter) is the source of this 1578-nucleotide messenger RNA. RefSeq names its product solute carrier family 18 member A1 (gene SLC18A1). The record is from RefSeq and is a predicted model, not a curated record. NCBI's taxonomy places the organism in Eukaryota, Metazoa, Chordata, Mammalia, Carnivora, Mustelidae. Gene Ontology annotation, molecular function: xenobiotic transmembrane transporter activity; serotonin:sodium:chloride symporter activity. Gene Ontology annotation, biological process: aminergic neurotransmitter loading into synaptic vesicle; xenobiotic transport; transmembrane transport. The coding region runs from base 1 to 1578 and encodes 525 amino acids. The transcript has 15 exons. Gene Ontology annotation, cellular component: synaptic vesicle membrane; terminal bouton.